Messenger RNA from Microthlaspi erraticum, 744 nucleotides. Lineage: Eukaryota; Viridiplantae; Streptophyta; Magnoliopsida; Brassicales; Brassicaceae. The record is from the annotation of a GenBank genome assembly.
AUGGCUGGUAAAGGAGAAGGUCCAGCGAUCGGAAUCGAUCUCGGAACGACAUACUCUUGUGUCGGUGUAUGGCAACACGACCGUGUUGAGAUCAUCGCUAAUGAUCAAGGUAACAGAACCACGCCGUCUUACGUCGCCUUCACCGACUCUGAGAGGUUGAUCGGUGAUGCCGCCAAAAACCAGGUCGCCAUGAACCCGAUUAACACCGUCUUCGACGCAAAGAGAUUGAUUGGUCGUAGAAUCAGUGACGCAACCGUCAAAAGCGAUAUGAUGCUAUGGCCAUUCAAGAUCAUCCCUGGACCCGCAGAAACCAAUGAUCGUCGUCAACUACAAAGGAGAAGAGAAACAAUUCGCCGCAGAAGAAAUCUCUUCGCAAUGGUUCUCCUCAAGAUGCGUGAGAUCGCUGAAGCUUACCUUGGCUCUUCGAUCAAGAACGCUGUUGUCACUGUUCCAGCUUACUUCAACGACUCUCAGCGUCAAGCCACAAAGGACGCUGGUGUGAUCGCUGGCUUUGAACGUUAUGCGUAUCAUCAACGAGCCUACCGCAGCUGCAUUGCUUAUGGUCUUGACAAGAAGGCAACAGUGUUGGGAGAAGAACGUAUCUUUGAGGUGAAGGCUACUGCCGGAGACACUCAUCUUGGUGGUGAAGAUUUCGACAACAGAAUGGUUAACCACUUUGUUCAAGAGUUUAAGAGGAAGAACAAGAAGGAUAUCAGCGGAACCCUAGAGCUCUUAGGAGGUUGA